Messenger RNA from Arachis ipaensis, 1309 nucleotides. The record is from RefSeq and is a predicted model, not a curated record. Lineage: Eukaryota; Viridiplantae; Streptophyta; Magnoliopsida; Fabales; Fabaceae.
CCUAUAAUUUUAUGUGUUAUGUUCUCGAAGGUACCUAUGUCGUCUCAAGAAGUACGUGCGUAAUAGGGCACAACCGGAGGGAUCUAUUGCAGAGGGCUACUUGUCAGAAGAGAUUCUGACGUUCUGUUCAAGAUAUCUAGAUAACGUCGAGACUAGGAUCAACCGACCGACGCGGGUUGACGAUCGGCCGAACGAUGCCCUGCCCAGUGAGGCUGCCAGCAUGUUCCCAUAAGUUGGAAAGGCGGUCGGGGCUACUUCAUUUUUUACUUUGACCUCCACUGAAAUCCUUCAAGCACAUCGUCAUGUACUGGUCAAUUGCAUUGCCGUAGAGAAAUUCUUAGAGUAAGUAUCGAGACCGAGUUCUAAAAUUAUGCAGCGAGCCAAUAUAGCUUUAACAAUAAUAAAAUUGAACAUUUUUUUGGAACUAUGCAUAGUGAGUACAGAGCCAUCACAAAGAGAAAAAUGCGAAGCAAAAUAAGGUCCCAGUCUCUUAUAGAUAGUGUGGUGCACAGAGAAUUCCCCAACUGGUUUAGGCAUCAGGUCCCAUUUGGAAGCACCAGUCAUUCGAACGAGUUGCAAUGGCUUGCCUGUGGACCCCUUGCUCAGGCCAGACGCUAUCAAGCUUACAACGUCAAUGGAUUUAAAUUUAGAACCAUCUCGAGGGAGGAAGGGAUGAAAACACAAAAUAGCGGGAUUUAUGUCACUUCGGAUACUAGGAGUUAUGCAAGCAAACGGGAUGUCAAUGUUGCCGUCGGCGGUGUAUCGUACUACGUGAGAUUAGUAGACAUCAUCGAGCUAAAUUACAGUGGUCAGUUCAAUGUAGUCUUGUUCAAGUGUCUCUGGGCAGACACCACGUCGGGCAGAGGCAUACGACAAGACGAGUUGGGUCAUACCUGUGUCAAUUUUACUAAUCCGAUUCACACCGGUGAUCGAGAAGACGAUGAGCCGUACAUCCUAGCAUCUGAGGCGCGUCUUGUGUUCUACGUGGAGGAUGAGGUGGACAACGGAUGGAGUGUAGUAGUCCAUGUGAUGCCUAGAGAUUUGUUUGACAUGGGCGAAGAUUAUGAACAUUGUGAGGUCGACUUUCACCCCCAAAUCUGUAUGACGAGCUUGACUGAAUUUGAUGUCGAAGGCUUGCGGUUGACAAGAGAUGAGGUUUUAGAGGAAUCCACUCAUAACGUGGGUGAUGAUUGUGAUGAGGCCGCCGAUUCCUAAUAUACAUUUCUCCAUGAUGGAUGUAGCUCAUAUUCACGGGAUUUUAUGCAUAUAUACUACUGUCAUGAUUCACCUAGGAGAGAUAGCUGAAUGU